Messenger RNA from Chara braunii, 2329 nucleotides. The record is from the annotation of a GenBank genome assembly. NCBI's taxonomy places the organism in Eukaryota, Viridiplantae, Streptophyta, Charophyceae, Charales, Characeae.
ACUGUGUGUUUCUGUGUUUGUCUUUGUUGUUGACUUUUGAGUAGUGCAUUUUUUCCAACAUGAUGAAGAAAGUUACAUCAUCAAAGCCUGCGGCUGCAGCUCCAAGCAGGUCUCGAAGUAGUGUUGGUGGUCUCAGAAAGGGCGCAUCCAACCCAGAGGACAGGUGGGACAAAGAAGAAGAAAUGGAUGUGGAGGACGAGGAACUUGUUGAAGAGGAGAAAGAACAAGAAGAAGAAAAAGGAGAAGAAGAAGAAGAAGAGGGCGAAGAGGAAGAGGGCGAAGAGGAUGAGGGACAAGAGGACGAUGAGGACGAAAUGGAUGAAGAGAAUGUGGUAGUAGCUCCGAAGAGAGGACCAACAAAGCGGAAAAAAGGUUGGUGCGAAGACUUCCUUUUUAGCAAGAGAUUGCACGAAGAAAUCCUUCCCUUCUUCUGGGCCGUGUGCAUCACAGGUGGUUGUGCGCAGUUGUUCGUGCAGUUCAAGAAGCCCACGUACAACCUCGUAGGUGAAAUCAUAAUCGCGUCCUCGCUGUUGGAGGAUGAGCGGAUGCUUGCAGAGAUGUGGGUUGUCGUGGGGGAGAAGAUACUCAGAUAUAUCUUGAGCUCAUCGAAAAUGGUACCUGGAAAGUUCCCUAUUGAGAACAAGAGGUUGGCUCAAGAAAAUAGAAAGGGUUUUAAGCCAUUCAUCGAAGCGCUCGGGAAUCACUUGGCGCCCUCCAUUGAGGAUCGUGUUCUUCCUUUCAAAGAAGCGUUCGACAAUCUCAGAAUGAAAACGCCUUCGGCGUCGAAGAAGAUCGGCUCCAAAGCGCAGCAGAUGCGUCCGCAGAACGUCGCUUUGCCUCACACUUGCGUCGACUCGACUGGCGUUUUGAAGCGUGGCUCCGGGACAAAGGCCAAGUCUGCGAAGCAAAAGGCUCUCGCAACUAAAAAGAGUGAAAAAGAGUAUGCAAAGGGGAAGGAGAAGGUGAAAGACAAGCAAGAAGAAAUCCAAGUGCCUCAGGGUUUUGUGCCUGGAGAACGGACGGAGGAAUUAACCAAAGUUUGGGAGGAGCUGAAGAGCUUGAACGCUAAGAAAAUCUCCAACGAGUCCUUCUAUCUGUCGAUGAGUUGCAUGGAAAGACCGCCCUUGGAUGCCAAAGGGAAAAGACCAUUAGAGGUAAGAGAGCCUGACGAGGAUCAUAUCAGUCUGCUAAUGGAUUCCAUGAUCAGGCAACCAGUUGGAGAUCAUCUUCCAUUCGUCGGUCUUGUGGACCCUAGGGAGGCAAAGGACAAACGAGCCGUAAAUUUGGACAAGCUUAGGGCUGGAAAGUACCGCUUUUUUAUUCUUGGCGGUGACCAUUGUCGGGAGGCAAGGGAGCGUCGCAUGGCGAUGUACCCUGACAACGAAGAGUACAAGUUCAACGCCUGCUAUGUUUAUGCAGGCUUGACGGUGGAUGAGGCACGGCAGGUCGCUCACAUGCAUAACCUCGCCGCCGACUACCAUCGCGAUAUAAACUUCAUCGAGAAGAUGAAGUGUUGGCGGCAAGUCUUUGAAAGCAAAGGGUCUGUUAAGUCGCAGGAGGUGAAAUUGGCGUGCCUUCGGGAAGCAUGUGUUCCAAACCCUUCAUUGAAACUGGGGAACAAUGAUCCUCUACUGCAAGUUGCAAUGCGGCCAAAAGAAAUUUGGGACUUGCAACUGCGGAUUUUCAACAUGUGGCAAAGAGGGGAGGUAAAGGGUCAGAAGUUGAAGCCCGCGGCAAAGAGUCAGAUCAAACAUGAAGCUGGCCCUGAAUCAAGUGAAUCUGAGGGUGGGAAGAGAAGCCAACGAGGGCAGAGGCUUGACAGGGCAGCUGCUAAGCUACAAGAGAUGGCGCUCUUGAAUCCUUGGGUCCAGUUCAAGGACAAUAAAGUUGUCCUUGUGCCUGAGGACAUGCCUGCCCAGCCGUGGAUCACCAUGGGUAACAUGGCUCCUGAGAAUGUUGUUCCCAUUCUUCUCGAAGUCAUUUCGAAGACCAUCUCCAUCAAAGAAAUGGAGCAGAAAUUCAGGGUGGUCAAGAAACUAAACUAUGUCUGCAAGGCCUUUGCAGACGGUGUCGACUGCAAAGAGUUCAAGGAGGCGGAGCAGAAAUAUCCUUUGCACACGAAGAAGGAAGUCCUGGAAAAGUACAUUGGCAGCUUCGAGAAGCGUGGGAGUACACCUACUGCUCUGAAGGACCACAUCGUACGAGCAAAGGAGUGGAGAAAGAAGGAGGAGAGAUUAAUGGCCAAGGAGGCACAAAGAGCUAGUCUUCUGGCGUUUCGAGCGCAACCUCUACCGUAGCCUUUUGCUGAUUGGACGGAGGUGAAACACGA